Molecule: messenger RNA, 7729 nt
Organism: Paramormyrops kingsleyae
Lineage: Eukaryota; Metazoa; Chordata; Actinopteri; Osteoglossiformes; Mormyridae
Product: sodium/potassium/calcium exchanger 3
Biological process (GO): calcium ion transmembrane transport; intracellular calcium ion homeostasis
Cellular component (GO): plasma membrane
Molecular function (GO): calcium channel activity; calcium, potassium:sodium antiporter activity
Source: RefSeq, a predicted model, not a curated record
UCGCAUUUCCACGCUUCACCUCAGAGUCGCUCUCUCACCUCUCCGCCGUCAAACAGCUGCUCCGCAACCAGUUUGAUCUCUCUCUCACCCUCCAUCCCCCUCUCCUUUCCCUCUGUACCACAUCAGCAUCCACAACUCCACGGCAGACCGUGUCGAGCGAGGGCUGGCACAGACUUUGCCGCAUCCAUGGCGCUCCCUUUCCGCUCCCAGCGUCCCUUCUCGAUAUUAUCGUUAAAAUGAUAUAAGUGGGAACGUCUACGGCAGCGAACGGCUACUUUCACGCGUCGACGGCAUUCCAAAUGACUCUGUUUUGAAACUUUCCCAGCCCUCGUUUACCCGCUCCCAAUACCUUGUUUUGUCUCUUUCUGUUCAUAUAUUUUCCCCCCAAAGAUUGCAUUCUUGCCCAAGACCUAUAUGGAUGGGGCGGUCGCCGGUGUGAUGUCGCCGACUGUCCGAGCACCAAGUCGGCCACUGCGUGUGAAGAUCGGUCGGAGCAAGAUAAAGACGAGAAGGAGAAAGCGAAAGGAGUUGUUUUUCAUACAGAUGUGCUUUCUGGGGGGGUUGCUUCUGGCCGUAACGGGUUUGUCCUGCCUGGCAGAAAACACAGGUUUCCUUAUGUCUGGUCACACCGCUGAAGAGCGCCACCUAUGGGGGAGGCGGAGGCUACUGCAGGAGCUGGACAGCAACGUCACGGAGGAGCAGGAGCACUCCAAAAACUGCACAGAGCCCGCCCUGCACGAGUUCCCCACAGACCUCUUCUCGCACAAGGAGCGCACAGAGGGAGCCGUGGCAUUGCACGUCCUGGGUGCCAUGUACAUGUUCUACGCCCUGGCCCUGGUCUGCGAUGACUACUUCGUUCCCUCCCUGGAGAAGAUCAGCGAGCGCCUGCAGCUCAGCGAGGAUGUGGCGGGGGCUACCUUUAUGGCCGCCGGCAGCUCCGCCCCCGAGCUCUUCACCUCCGUCAUCGGUGUUUUCAUCACCAAGGGUGACGUUGGCGUGGGAACCAUCGUGGGCUCAGCAGUCUUCAACGUCCUCUGCAUCAUUGGGGUGUGUGGCAUCUUUGCAGGCCAGGCCGUGCGGCUCUCCAAGUGGACGCUGAUGAGGGACUCUGCCUUCUACACGCUGUCCGUGGCAGCUCUCAUCGCGUUCAUCCAUGAUGAGAAGGUCUCCUGGUGGGAGUCCCUGGUCUUGGUUGUGAUGUACCUGGUUUACAUUCUGAUGAUGAAGUUCAACUCCCGUGCUCACCGCUAUUUUGAGAGGCGGAAGAGGAGCACAGUGAACCUGGCCAACGGGAUGACCAGCAACCCGGACAUUGACGAGGCCGGCUGUGAUGCCACUGCAGUGCUGCUCAAGAAAGCUAACUUCCACUGUAGGCCCUCCGUGCUGAUGGUGGACGAGCUCCUCUCGGCCUACCCCCACCAGCUGUCCUUCUCUGAGGCCGGCAUGCGCAUCAUGAUCACCAGCCACUUCUCCCCCCGCACACGCCUCACCAUGGCCUCUCGCAUGCUCAUCAUGGAGAGGCAGCGACUCAGCAACUGCAGGCCCAUCAGUAAUGGCGACUCGGAGGGCGUGGUCAGGGCCCUGGGCAGGCGAGGCCUGGAGAACGGCCUGAGCGGGCCAGAGAGGGGCUUCAACGGGCACGGAAAGCGGCAGGGCGAGGACGAGGGCGGCGGAGUGGAGGCCGGCAACGACACGGAGAACGAGGACAACGAGAACAACGAGAACGACGGGGAGGAGGAAGAGGAGGAGGAGGAAGAUGACAACGAAGGACCUUUACAGCCUUUUCAUGUCCCAUCCGGGGUCUGUAACAAGGUGAAGUGGGUGACGGCCUGGCCGCUCUGCCUGCUGCUGUUCUUCACCGUGCCCAACUGCGCCAACCCGCGCUGGGAGCGCUGGUUCAUGGUGACCUUCGUCAACUCCACCAUCUGGAUCGCCUCCUUCUCCUACGUCAUGGUGUGGAUGGUGACUGUGAUUGGCUACACGUUGGGCAUCCCCGAUGUCAUCAUGGGCAUCACCUUCCUGGCAGCUGGCACCAGCGUCCCCGACUGCAUGGCCAGCCUGAUUGUGGCGCGUCAGGGUCUUGGCGACAUGGCCGUCUCCAAUUCCAUUGGCAGCAAUGUGUUUGACAUCCUGAUGGGGCUGGGCUUGCCCUGGGCGCUGCAAACCUUGGCCGUUGACUAUGGAUCCUAUAUUCAUCUGAACAGCAAAGGACUCAUCUUCUCUGUUGCCCUGCUGCUGGCUUCCGUUUUCCUCACCGUUCUGGGUGUGCACCUCAACAAAUGGACCCUGGACCGUCGACUGGGCAUCAUGUGCAUGCUGAUGUACGCUGUCUUCCUGUGCUUUUCCAUCCUCAUCGAGUUCAACGUCUUUAUCUUCGUCAACCUGCCAAUGUGUCGCGAGGUUCUGAUCUGAAGGUUGACGGGCCGCCCCCUCCUCCAGCCCCGCCCCCCGAUCCAGGAAGAUGGCUGCCCGCAUCUAAGUACCGGCAACGCGGAUCUUCUGUUGUGUUUAUUUGUGUUACUUUAAGUGAUCUGGGAUUAAUCCUCGGUGCAAUAUGACCAGAAGUCCGCCCCCUGGUGGGCGAAAGGAGAAUGGCGGGUGCAGGAAACAGGAGUCUGAGGAGUCAAACCACACAGGAGGAUGACAUUACCUCCACUAACUCCUGCUUCGGUGUGGACUGAAACAUUUUAGAAUUUUGUAUGGAUGGAACUUUCUUACUGCAAUCAUCACAACUAUAUUUUGCAAUUAGAUUUUUUUUGUAGGCUGCUAACUGGUUGAGGAAAACUCAGUCUGAACAUAAUGGUAUACUUGAUUAUUAUGACGAGUAAGAUAUACAGGAUGACAGUGACUUUUUCAAUAGUAUGGUUUAUUAUUAUCAUUAUUUUUGUCAGUAGGUCACGUUUGUGACAGUAUGAAAGGUACAGGUGACCUGAUACAAAUAUUUCUAGACAGCGUCAGUGUGUCUAAAGUAGCCCUUUGGCGCCCUCUUCCUGUUAACCGCAGCAUUGCAGCCUUCCAACUGAGCUAAGCUCCCGCAGCAGGUGAGCCAGGUUAGUUGGUGCAUCCUGGGUAAUGGUGUGACACUGGUUGGAUGGCUCACUUGAGGCUAGCUGGCUGCAGCCAGGGCGUGGUUUCCGAGGCAACCAACGCUGCUGUUCAAAAUGCAGCUGUACAGGGCAGCAUUGACUCUAAAUGUUUGCCAGUAGCCUGGCUGUAACAAACUGUCAUGGCCAGUAAUGUAGAUUUGUAGUUUCCUUUUUGGUUUUGCUCUCCUCUCUUAGCCUUGCUAUGAGGCACAGUAUUUAUUAAUUUAUUAAAAACUAUUUAUGUCCUUGAUCUCGCUUGUUUUUUUUUCCCCCUAAAGUAACCAGUCCCCUCUGAAAGCUGUCCCAAAGACGAGAUCUCUCUGCAGUUUAAGUCUCGCACUGUCACUUUAUUGUACAGAGGUUUUUAUGCAACGGAUUUGUAGGACAUGGCUUGUGACGUCCCUGUUUCUGCCUGUAUAAUAACUCUUUUAACCUUUAUGACGUUUCACUAGCAUCCAGAUUCUCUGCUGUCUGUAACUCUGGACUGUGGCACACUACUUUUUCCAAAACACGUCUGCAGAAAGGAGAGUAAGUCUAUGAUGUAAUACAAGCUGCCAGGCAUUAACUAGUAUCUCUGCCCGGCAACCAGUAUCUGUUAAAUAGCAUCUCAGCGGGAGUGGUACCCGGGAGUACCCGUUCAUGGGUGCUUGCCCCCCCUUUGCAGAGAUAGACCUGCUUGAAGAACUAGUCAGAAUCUCUGCCUGCUUUCGAACAGGAUUCCUCUUCUUUUUAAGUUCAGCGCUCCAGGGACUAAUAUUGUACUGCAAAAGUACAAUAUUCAGAUUCACAUUUUCCUAGACUGCUGGUCUCCUAUCGCUCUGUCUUUUUUAGGAUUAAAUGAUUUUUAGUGAAAGAAUAUGUAUUAUGUAUUGUUAUAAAGCAUAUCUAGGAAUAUAAUUCAUGUUUGGUGAAUUGUCUAGAUUAUUGGCACAUUAUUGGGGAAUGUCGUAAAAGCUGUCAGUAGAAAUUACAAGUAUUUCUGUGAAUAAUUGUUUUAAAUUUUAAAAAAAUUGUUGCCAUUUGAUAAUGAAAAAUUAGAAGUACUUUCUGCUGAUAUGUAGUUUUUGCUUUUAAAACAAUUACCCUCUGCUCUCCUGUUAUAGAAUGUAAACACUUGAUUCAUACAUUUGCUUCUCAUGCAUGAUUACCAUAAGUUAACUUUUGCUUGGAGAGUCAUCAAAACUAUUCCUUAAUAAUUUUCCCCCAUGCAAAAUGCAAAACUGAUCCAGAACAAGUUUUAAUAGCAUGUUAUUAAUCUUGUAAGUCAAAAUAUGUCCUGUCAACUAAGAAGAAAAAUAAGUAAGGAUCAGCAUGAAAAUAUGGCCAUUGAAAUAAACCCAAGAGCAAUAUCCUACAUAUCACCUGAUAAACACAGGCAUUGCGUACAUUUGAUAAGUAACCUUUAACCUACAUGCAAUAUGUCAUUAUAAAUCAUAGUGGUUAGCAAUAAUUUAUGUAUACUAAAAGACAUUGCCAAAAUAAAUAUACAAUAAUUUACCUGGUCCAUAUACUAAUCAACUGGGACUUUUUGCCCCCAAUAUUACCAUGGAAAUCGAUACAUUAGCCUAAGACUUAAUAUUCUUCAUUAAAUCAAUUACAGUUAUAUAAUGUACUAGUUAACUAACACUCAUCUGUUUUGCCUCCAGAGGGCAGUGUGGUUGCGCAGUGGUUAGCAGAGUUACGUCACGCUCCUGGCUAGACUCGAGUGCGUUUUUCAUCAUCUCGCUCUGUCACCGUAGGCUUCCACCAGUUUCCCCCCACAGUCCAAAAACAUGCUAAGGUGAAUUUGAGUUGCUAAAUUGCCUGUAGGUGUGAAUGGUGCGCGUGCCCUGCUAUGGGUUGGUGCCCCAUCCUGGGUUAUUUCCGGCCUUGCACCUGUACUUUCCAGGAUAGGCUCUGGACCCUCGUGGCCCUGAAUAAGACAAUCAGAUACAGAAAAUGGAUGUCUGCAUCCAAUUUCUCUCUACUAGAGCUCAUCCAGAACCUUGGCUUUGAAUUACCUCUCCAUUUUUUGCAAAAGUGGUCUUUCCUCCGAUUUACAGUGUUUUCAAACACACGCAUCUAAAACUUUAAUUCAUAUUAACAUUUCUUGGAUAACUAAAUAUUAUUGCUGUUAACACAGGGGACAGCACAGCUUAACAAUGAACAUAAAAGCAAAAACUGCUCUCAGAUCAGCUAAUUUGUGUGGCACUGUGCGAAACAGUGUAUGUGCAUUUUAGACUUAGACCAGUAGGGGUCAGUGCAGUACCGUGUAUUGUAUGGAUUAACCGUAGGUUGCAUUAUUGUUUUGGAUUGUCAUAGAAUAGGUUUACGUUUGUGUACAAUGCAUUUCGAUACUCGUAUAAGUGCGUGUGAAGCACAACAGAUUUAAUUUUUUGAGGGAUUGUUUUCUUACGUGUAGACUUGUCUUGAAUCCAGUAUAAUACAGUGCCGGGAACUCGGCUUUGACGCAGCUGUUCAUAGCUGGAUUUAAACAAGUUGGACUGAACACUGACAGUACGCUAUGUGUAUGAUGGCACUGAAUUUCGUUAUAUAUAAAUAUAUGUACAUAUAAACGUAUAUACAUAUAUAGACUUAAUCUGUAUAUUUUUGCUAUUCCGUUUUCUUCAGAAUGAUCCUCAUAAUUCUUUCCUUGUCGGUUCUGCUAGAUUGAGCAGUUGUGCGGAUUUUGUGGUGACUCGCCUUUUUAGUCAGUAGAAAUGAAAAUCAGAAGACAGCAAUAGCUUGCGGGUAUUUGGCCUGCCGAUGUUCAGCAUUGAAUCUAAUCGGAUGUAUCACCACAUGUCUUCUGCUAUAUUGAACAUGUAUGCGUCUCAUGGCACCUGAAUUUUAAGGAGGUCGUCUUAAUCACUAGGCUUUCCAUUCCUAGGCCCGAUGAGGUCCUGUGGGCUUAAGGGUUGCAAAUGUAAACUUUGCGAAAUGUAAUUAAGGAAAUGACUGAUGAUAAACAGUCAGACUAAAUAUCAGCGAGACACGGCAAUUAGGUGGAAGUUAUGCAACAAGGAAGUUUUUUUAAGGAUGAGGGUACACACAGCAGCAUGAGGACAGGCUAAGGAAUGCCACAGUGUAUCCAAACGUCCUUUUUAGACGGGUAUAGAACUCACUGCUUUAUUUACCUCUAUCAGGUCACUCAAUUAUUCACAAAUAUAUAGCAAAUUGGCUUUUCAGAGAUACUAGUUAAGGACACUCAAUAAAUAUUAACAAUUAUAGGGAUAUGGGAGAAUGACUUACAAGCCUGAUCUUCCUGCAUGCUAUAUGUAACGACUAGGAUUGACUUGAGUUAAAGCCAAUUAUGUUUUAUUUCUCAUUACUUAUGCAGGUUUUGCUGUUUACCUUGUACAAUUUUUGUUUUAAGAUGCUGAAAGAUUUUCAGUAGGCCUAAUAUUUUUAAUUACUCUAAGUAGCCUACUACUACAAGUAAGGACGCUUACGUUGAACACAUUUGUUCAUCAACGUGGCUGUGGUGUAAUUUGAGACUUUUCAGUUUAAAUUCUGAAACUGAAUAUUGCCUUCAUUGCAAGAAUUUUGAUACAGAUCACUUUUUUUGACAAUGAUUCAUUUUAAACGCACAGUCAGUUUCAGGAACCAUGUAAAAUAAAGAUUCGUAUGCAUUUGUAAUAUUCUUUGGAAACAACGUAUUUUUGACAACAAGGAAGCAUUGGGGGUUGGUUUGACUCGCAGUGUUUAUACUUUGAAAAGCAUCUAUCCGUACUAAAGCGAAUAAGCCAGCCUUCUCUCACCUGUGCCACCAGGUAGGACUUGAUUCAGAGCCGCAGUUUAUGUCCUGAGGUGGGACUGUGGUUUAGGGACAGAUCGGCUCAUGAUGGAAAUGUGUCCUUUGCUGGGUCAUGCGCUGCUUGUGUGGUAUUUUCACCUCGUGUGAAAUCCAGCAGCCAACUGUAUGGAGAUUGUCAGGAAGUCUGAAGGACAUCUAAUUAACUUAUGAGGUUGCGCAUGUCAUACACUUUACCCUGGUAAACUUUAAGCAGGGUGCAUACUCUUCCAGAGUUUAGUGGACUUUACAUGAGUAUUCAGGGCUCAUUUGUAUGGUAUCUGACAGGUGUUUGAGGAAAUUCUGCAGCCAUUUUUUCACCGGAACAGAGAACUUUUAGCUUUUUGGUGUUGCUCCUUUUGUAUUUAAUCCCAGGUUCAAAUUGAAAAAUGUACCAUAGUAUGUAUUUUAUAGAAAGUCUGGUUCUUGCAAAGAUUUCUUUUAAGAGAUUUAUAUGUUGAAUCCAGCAUUUUACGCAAAUGUAUUUGCGGAGCACAAGGGAACAGAGUAUAAAAUGUAAGUGCAUGUUUUAUGUUGAAAAACGUUAUGUUUGUGUAUAUAUUUUAGGAACUUUAACAAUGGAGAUAUUUGAUGAUGUAUAUAUCUGAAAUAUAUAAGACAUGAGAUAAGAAUGUCAUAGAAAUGUCUGAAUAAAAGCAUUUUAAAGAAAUAUCUAGAAUGUCAGUAAAUUGAUAGUUUUGAAUAAUCCGAUGUAAUUUUAAUCUUCGUUUCUUUGCAACUGUGAAAGAUUGGGGAUUGUUUGUGAAUCUUAAACAUCUCGAAGACUCCUGAUAAGAUGUGUUUCACAUCGAUGCACAGAUAUUUUGUUCUUCUCAGCAGUCUUCUGGCAAUAAAACCGAUGUAUAUACAG